AUGAUAACAUCUGAUCCAAACUACAUGAAAGUCGUCGGAACAGUGGGAGUGUCCACAGCAUUCAACUUCAAUGGAGAAAAUCUGGGGAAAUUUCCAGGCGUUGCGGGUAAAAAUAAUAGUGCCGUGUCCCCCGAUGUUAUCGACUUCAUAGCAGAUUCUAAUCCGAAUCGCGGCCCCGUUUCAGUCGCUGCCGUGUCUCCGGAAGUGGUACACGGCAAGUGGAUUGGACCGAACAGAGGCCCGGCGGUUCUGACGUCGGCCCCACAUCAUGAACCGCCUUCUAAAAGUCGGAGAAUCGGAGGCUUUGGAUUCACGAACUCUCCUAUAAUGCAAGUUGCAUUUGCGUCUCCGGAACUGGUAGAAGGUCCGUGGAUAAGGACACCUACAAUUCCGACCCCUGAACCCAAAACGACAAUGAGUGCGUCUCUUGAGAUCGUGGAAGGACCAUGGAUCAAAGAAGAUUUUUCCUCUGCAUUUCUUGAAGAAUCUCAUAGCUCACCCUCUGAAUCUCAGAACGAAAUUCUCGUCGUCACCACUGACCUACCAACAGAUUCAGCGAGUAUAAAUUAUGAAACUUCUGACAUUCCUGCACCAGAUUCAAUGUCAGCCGGCUUUUCCAAGUUGUCAACUAUUACUGUAGAUCACAAUGAAAAACACUGGAUCUAUUCGAAUAACACAGAUUUUGCUGCUGAAAAACCAAACGCGACUUAUACAGUAAACAAAGAACAAAAGCAGUCCGCUGACGGUGCUCUGACAUCAAUUGACAAAAUGCUUACUCCUAAAGAAGAACUUGCUAACGGGUAUGUUCCCGAAUCAGUUCUUCAGUCAAAACUUGCAAAGGAGCCAACGAAAGUAAAUGACAAGUUAACUGAUGGAACGAGUUUCAAUUCUACCAAUCAUCAUCCACCGUCAACUGUGUCGAAAAAUGACUCACCAGAAAUCACCAAUGAAAAUGUGCCUUCUUUGAUUCUGCCUAGCCCCGGAUAUCAAGAGUUUAAGCCCCCGAGUGACAAUGAUGUCUCAUCGACUAAAGCGAUCUUGUAUGAAGGAGCAUUGACCGAUUCAAGUGCUAAUCAAAAUCGUAAUGACAUCCAAAAUGAUUUUGUCAUGUACCCGGAUUCUUCAAAAGCCGACCCUCCAUCAGCUAAUAAGGUGCUGCUGCCCUUCAACCACCCUAAAGCGAUAUCCGUUGUUCAAGCACCUAGUCUGGGUUCUCAAAUAAUUAAUAAACGUGAGCCCGGUCUUUCAGAAGCAAGGUCUCCCGGGAAGUUUCCUAGCCGCUUACCUUACGAUCGGCCACAUUUUGUUGUGCCAGGUCAGGAACCAUCCCAAGAAGCUCUCUACAGCUUGGAUGAAAUGUACGGCAGAGAAACACAUAAAGUCCAGUAUUUUGUGGGUGAGAAGGCAGAAGCGAUGAAGAAAUCUGUUCCUCUGGCCACGGGAACUUCAAUGCCACCUAAUACCCAUAAAGACCCUUUUCCUAGUUCGAUGUCCAGUCCACAACGAUCGCAGUUUGCUCACCAUAGCAUGCAUGAUCGACCUCGACUUCCAUCUUUAUCCUAUACUCCUCCGCCACCAAUAGAGCCAAACCUCCUGCUCCUGCAACAUGCCGAAGAGAAACGCAAAACUCAAAGUAUGCAUGAUCCUCCUUCCUUAACGUAUGUGCCUCCUCCACCGGGAAUCCAAUUGCAGGCCCAGCCUUAUGAUUCCCAACAGAGUAGUUACAGAAGACCUUUGAUUCCGACGACAUUAACAUCUUCCACAUUGCAAAAUAAUAAAAUUAUUAGCCCUCUACCAUUAUCAGAAGAUGGGUCCCAGUUUUCCCAACAGUUCACAGUACCAAGACAAGAUUCGAUUGUUCGAGUUCUCCCUCUCGUUAGUUCUUACGGCGUUACCACCGAAAUUCCUCACAACUUGCCUCUCAGGAACAGUACCAAAACCACUCCCUCAUAUGAUCAGGCACUUCGAAAUUUCUCACCUCCGGCAUCGUUAUUACAGCAAUUUAAUUUGCUAAGGUCUUCCCCCUAUCGUCCUGCAUCUGAAAUUCUUGCUCCUGUACAUACUCAUUCCAACGAUGCAGUGACUUCAUCUGCCACAACGACUGCUGUGUCCCUCAUAUCUAAUAUUGAUGACAACGAAGAGAAUCAAUCGAAUCUUUACACUGAUUUUGAAAAUGAUGUUAAUCAUGAGACCAUCUAUAAGCAUGAAAAGCCAGAAGUGGUUAUUGCCACGCCAUUGCAUCAAGAUAAUUUGGUUAGUGAUAGCGAAAGUAACUUUUUGCAAGUCUUCCGUAAUCGUGAAUACGAAUUUGAAGAAAAAGAGAAAACGGCUGAGCAAUCUGAAAGACAAUUAGAUGUAAUUGGCAGUGAAUACGAUUCAAUUUCUGCUCACGAUCACCAGAAUUCUAAAAUGGAGAAACUCGAACCUAUUAACGGAAAACUUGAUUCUGGGAAUGACGAUGAGUUUUCACCGUCUCUUAAAAAUAGAUCCGGCUCAUCGGUCCAGCAAUACAAUAAUAGGACCGGAUCAUCAGCCCAGCAAUACGACAAAAGGCCCGGCUCAUCAGUCCAGCAAUACGGAAACAGGCCCGGCUCAUUAGCCCAACAAUACAAAAGAUCCGGCUCAUCAGCCCAGCAAUACGACAAUAGGCCCGGUUCAUCAGCCCAGCAAUACGAUAAUAGGCCCGGCUCAUCAGCCCAGCAAUACGACAAUAGGCCCGGCUCAUCAGCCCAGCAAUACGUCAACAGAUCGUCGGAGCCUGGUGCUCGAGAAGAAAACUUUCUUGUAUCAUCGAGCGGUGUUGCUUCUCACGCUCCAGAUCUUGCAGUAAGCGCUGAUCCCGAGGCUUACGAAGAUUACUCUGCCAGCGACGUGCAGCGUGAUCAGUCCAGUGAUGUACAGUACGAUGAUGAACGCCAUACGAACGUACACGAUGACAACACACAAUCGGAUGCAAGGAAGCCUCAUGAUGGUGAUGAUGAUAAUGAAGAUAGUUCAUAUGAGGAUGAUACUCAUUAUAGGGAAGUUCAUCGUCAAGGCUCUAGGGAUAAAAAAACUCGUUACGAUUUAGCGAAUGGCGGUAAAAACAGAAACGACGUGCGUCGUCACGAUGCAGGUAACGACGAUAACCAUCGUCAUGACGAUGAUCGACGAGAUACCGUCACUCCCUAUGCCGUUCGUCGUAAUGCUUCAAGUAACGAGGAUGAUUAUCUCGACGACGAUGAGGGUGAUCAGAGUAAUGAUCACUCUCACUCAGAGCUCAGGAUUGCCGAGGGACGCGAAUGCUGGGCAUUCACUGACCAAGAGCUCAUCAUUAAUCCAGAUGCUGACGUCUUCAUAGGAGUGGCCAUGCCUCUUUCUUCAAGCGUUGGCCUCACUGCAGAGUGUGGGCCUUUACAGGGCGCCUGGGUUGCAGGCCUCGAGGCCCUCAGAUGGGGCCUAGCUCGCCUCAACCAGCGCAGGGGACAGGUUGGCCAACGAAUCGUCACCAACGCUUACGUUCCGGGCCUCACUUUCGGAGCACGUGUGGUGGACACAUGCGACCGAGACUCAGCCAGCGCUUCGUCCCUACAGACGUUCUACCCACAACUGCUGGGUGCCUCGCAGUGCCCCCCUCCUCCCGCCCUCUUCGCGGCGGGUGUGAUCAACCUCAGCUCCCCUAGAUCACAAGCGUAUCCUGGUCUGCCAAUCCUCGACCUCAACCCAACCCUGGUGGCGCCUGCCGACGAGCGAGCUCAGGCUAUCCUGCGCGUCGCCGCUGCGCUGCAGUGGAACCGUACGCUGCUGCUCGUGGAGCAGCGCGCGCCGCAGAAACAGAUGGCGCAGUUGAUAACGCGCUUAUCGCCGGCUUUUAACGUUUGCAUCAGCGUUAUUGAACAUCUUCCUGAUGACGUAAACGGCCUGGCGCAGGAGCCACGGCAGCGCGAGGCCGUAGGACGCGUGCGCAGGAUGCUGCGCUUCGGAGGCCUGCACGGUGUCGUGGUUCUCGCGUCAGGCGCCGGCCUGCAGCAGACGCUGUCAGCACUGACGUCGGCUGCUCCUCAGCUGCGAGCUGACGUACCUUGGCUGUUGACUGACGUUCCGAAUUCAGCAUUUGACAUCAGCAGGAUCGUUGCGACAGGCGUGCCGCUGCUGCUGCUGACAUCCGGGGCUCCUCUCACUGAGUUUGAAAACCAUUGGCAGCAGCUGCCGCUCUCGCUGACUGAGGGAACGCCAUCGAGCGACAUCUUUCUGCAGUACCUCCAACAGCAGACCAACUGCAAGGCGCCGUUAGAAGAACAACGUCAAGGAUCUGCGUAUCCGGACUGCCGGUCUGCGUCUUUCAUCGAUAAAGCCGCCGGUAACGUCAAAGGCUUUGACGCCGUGCAGAGAACACGGGCCGUAGUGCCGGUCUUACACGGACUCUUCACACUCGCCAACGCUGUGCAUAACGCCUGGCGACGAAAAUGCGAUGGGCGUCCCGGAGCCUGUACCGCCCUUCAGUCACUCUCACUGCAGGAUUUCUACUACAAUUACUUAUCAGUAUUAGAAGCAGACCACAUGGGGCCUGGGUCCCGCAGUCCUCUGGGCCUCACGGGAGGUAAAAAGUCCCAAGAUCCAGGGGCCCAGCUGGCAGGGUCUAGCUUUGCAUUGCACAGGGUUCAAAAUUUCGACGGCAGUAUCAUGACCUCGUUGGUUCUCGAGGUGAUCAACGGCGGCAAGGAGGUGCAGAAUCUAUCGAAUUUUUCGUUGCCGCAUCAACAAAACCCUCGUUGCUUCGGCAAGCAUUGCGUCAAGUGCCUUGCUGAUGUACCUGAGCCAGCGAAGCAGGUGCCACAGGAUCAAAGUGCUUCACAGGCCGAGCCGUUUGUGCUGCUCACGUCCCCUCACGACAUCUACGUCGUGGGCAUGUUUGCCGUGCAUGAACCAUCACAAGACGGAACCGGAUGUGGCCCAGCAGUGAUGGCAGAGGCAAUCCAGGAAGUGGAAGCGAUGAUCUGGGCGAUCCAGCAAAUCAACAGACACAACCAGCUGCUACCUAACACACAGCUGGGAGCUGUCGUACUGGACACUUGCGGUGCCCAGAUACGCGCCACGAACCAAGUAACGAGUAUCAUCAAAGGAACACAGCCCGGCUUGAACAUAGGCUUGGACAACAUUUAUGCCUUCAUAACAUCGCUGGAGCUGAACACGGCAAAGGUGGUGGGCGAGAUGUUGGCGUCGCUCAACAUCACGUCGAUCAACCUCGGCCAGUCGCUCGCGCACUCGCCGUUUGCGCUUCAGAUGAGCCCGCCUCCCAACCUCGAGGCCGAAGCAAUCGUACAGGUGCUACAAUAUCUAGGCUGGGACUUCGUGUCCGUGGUUGUAUCAGGCGGUAUGGCCGAGUACACCGUGGGGGCGGCCGCCCUGCACACCGUGGCCCGCGCAGCCCGCGUCUGCGUGGCCUUAGAACUCAGUCUCACCACCGGACCUGACGAGCUCACGAACCGUGAUAAAGUUGACCUGCUUGAACCGAGUUCAGCUCCGCCCGGCUCUGUGCUGCUGAAGGAUGGUCAGCAGGACGUGAAGGACUUCAGCCUGCACUACAGGCUGCUCACUCCUGAGAACAACACGCGUAACCCUUGGUUCAGGCAAUUUUGGAAGCAGGAGUUCGGGUGUGGUGAAAGCGUGUGUAGUGAAGAGCACACUCACCACCCGCCUGUACUGCCGUACCGCCCCACGCCCCCGACACCGCGCGUCGUGCAAGCUGUCUUCUCCUUUGGUGCCGCCCUCACACAGCUGCUGCAGCACCUCUGCCCACACGCUGAUGGUCACAUGUGCCCCGGCCUCACUAGGUGGCGCAGGCGUACGGUGCUGAACGAGUUCCUCCGCAACACAGAGGUGUCGAGGGUGGACAAGCCCCGCGAGUUCUUCCAGUUCACUGAAAACUUUCACGGCAAUGCUCCUCUUGAGGUCUUGAACGUACAAAGAACUCCAGUAAGCUCCUCCCUCGCCCUUCCAGUUCUCAACUCUGCGGCCAGCGAAAAUUCUCAGCUCAAUUACGUCCAGAUCGGUCGUUAUUUCAACGGCGAACUCUCGAUGAAGACCCCCAUUGCCGAAGGUCCUGAUAGGAGGCUGGUAUCUCUAGACGAGCUGCCUUCCUCUUGUACGGCCUCAUGUGCCGCCUCCUGCACCCAUCAGGAUACAGACUACAUCUUCGUCGAGUCUCCUGAUAAACUCUACAUCGUGGCGGCACUCAACGUCCAUACGACGGGCAAUAAACCUCUGGAGUGUGGACCUCUGAGAGGGGACCAGUUGCCAUCAUCAAGCCACAUCAUCGGUGUGGUGGUGGGUGGUACUGGAGAGAUGGCGCAGCAGGUUCUAGACAUCACACAGCCCUACGGCAUCACAAGCGUCGCAACGCUGGCUUCACACUCACACCUCGGCAACACCAGACGCUUCCCAGCAGUGCUGCGCCUAGCACCUUCUAAUGAUCUUAAAGCUGCGGCGCUGGUAUCACUGCUGCAGGAGUUCAAGUGGACGUUGUUCAGCGUGGUGUACUCUGACGGUGGCGAGGCUGGAGACGUCGCAAAGCAUCUGCUCAGGGAAGCUAGCAAACAGGACCUUCAGCCUGCGGUCACUGAGCCGGUUCCUCUUAAGGUAGAUGAACCCACUCACAUGCUGGAGGUUUGGGGUCACCUGGCAGAGGGGGCGCAGAAGGGCGCCCGGGCUGUAGUGUUGCUGCUGCAGCCGUCGCACCUGGAGCUCUUCCUCCUCACUGAGGCGUCCCUUCGGCACCAGGGCCUCCUCAGGCAGGGGGACUUUGUGUUCCUCAUGACUGAGUCCCCGGCACCUUACCUCAAAGAUCCUUCGCAGGGACUGAACACUCUGGUGGUCCAGUCGCUGAUGGGAACAGUUCCCGAGUUCGCUGAACAUUUCUUGAGUCUGUCCUUGCUGAAUCACACGUCGCCGUAUCCUUGGUUUGCUGAAUUCUGGGCGCAGGUGUUUGGGUGUCAGGGUGCCAGCUGCUUGACGGGACCGUCCCAAACACUGGGUGACGUCACGCGUCGUCUGAGGAUAGCUCAGGGUGUCGCCCCCACAGCUGAGGCGGUCGCGGUGCUCUCGGCCGCUCUGCACGCGUCCGUUGACUCGCUCUGUAACGCAACGGUGGACCCCAAGUGCGGCUCUGUAGUGUCAGACCCGAGGUUCCGCGAGACGAUGUACAGAGCAGCGCUGCGUGAGCGCGGCCAUACGUUGGACGGUCAGAGCUACGCCUUCGCCAGUGAUGGUCGCAACGAGCACGCCGUACUUCAGGUUUUGAACUACCGGGAAAUCGGCCAAACUCGCAUCCAUACACUUGUAAAAGUUGGCGAAUUUGGAGAGCAAACAGGUUUGCUUAUGAACUCUUCUCAGGCAUUGUCGUACGAUGCUCGUGGAGACGCCAGGCCCAUGACAGACGUACAAUCGAAAUGUGCUGGUCCCUCGCUCUGUGGAAAAUCUUCUCAUGUUUCAGAAGAAGUUAAAACGUCCGCUGUAACAGAAGUUAUUGUUGGGGCCAAGAAUGCUGGCGAGGUUAACUACAUGCAAAUUUACCCGGAGAAGCGGUUUGGCAUCAGCGGCCUCGUGCCGUAUCAUAAAAAGGGCAAGCAAUUCUUUGCAUGUGGUGACUUCUUCGGCGAGGCAAUAUUCCAAAACUUGGUCGCCGUUGUUUAUGCCUUGAAGCAGAUCAACUUGAACACUGAUGAUGAUCUUGGCUUGGGCGCCAUCUUUUUCGACUACUGUGACAGAAACGAACGUGCGCGCGAACAAAUGUUCAGUUUCUACUCGGGAGCUACAGCCGCUAACGAUAUUUCUGUUUCGAUGACCCCUGAUCGUAUUGUGGCAUCAUUAAGUUUCGACGAUGAAGCUGCAGAGUCGGUAUCCUCUAUCUUGUCCUCUAACCACAUCCCGCACUUCAGUUCCCCAGUGGCAGAGGUCAUGAAAGGAUACAGGAAGGAUGCCAGUAUCAUCUCAAGCGUUCCCUCAAGGACAGCAGAGCUUCAUGUCUACCUGAGCAUACUAAGGGAGUUGAACUGGAAGUAUGUCAGUAUUAUAUUUGAUAAUGAUUCCGUAGGAAAAUAUUUAGCAAAAACAUUCAAGAAAUUAGCUAAAGCUGUUCACAUUUGCGUUGGGGAUACAUUUGGAGUCCAUAAAAUUGUGUCCGAAGAGUAUGCACAGGAGCUUGUCGAAGCUCUUUCAGCACAUUGGAAGCCACGAGUUAUUAUAUUGCUUGUUGAUGAUACAAGUAAUAUUCGAACCAUUCUCGAGGCCGCUCAAAGAUUUGGUAAAGCAGACACAUUUUUAUUCCUGGCUGGAAAAUCUUGGGGAAAUAAACCAGAUCUUGUUGGUGGUUUGGAUGGAGUUGGAUCUGGAGCACUUACAUUUACUCUGGAAACGUACGACUUACCAGAUUUUCGUUUGUUUCUUGCGAACAUGACUUUAGAUGAUCACGAACCAAUACCGGAUUCUUGGUUCCACGACUAUUAUCAGAAUCGUUUCGAAUGUCAUUUGUCCCUGGCAGAAAGAAAACUUGAGCAUUUCAAAAAAGAGUGUGAUGGUUCAGAACGAGUGCAUGCCGACGACAUUGUCCAAGAUCCGUUUGUGUUCCAUACUAUUCUUAGUGUUAACGCUAUAGCGCACGGAUUGGAUGCCUACAUGCGUAAACAAUGUAAAAACGUCGAAUCUAUACGCGAUUGCAAAAUAGUUCAGUCGGAAGUUCUAUUGGAGAUUGCGUAUCAAGGAAAAUCAACGCUGAACGACUCAACAGACACUUCGCUUUACACCCAAGGUGGUGCGUAUGGCUUCCAGCUUUGGAACUAUCGCGAUAUUGGAGGAACUCACAGCUACACAAGUGUUGGAAAAUGGGAAAAUGGCAUCAUUAAUUUAGAUUUUAAGAAUCUUCGCUUCAAAUCCGGAGAUAAGUUCAUACCGGAAUCCCAGUGCAACGAAGGAUCCUGCUUGGAGGUGUGUGCUUCUCAGUCGACUGUGUAUGCAGCCCUCCGUCUUCCAGACCCUCUUCCAAUUGACGUCAACUUCAGGAAUGUGUAUGGGAUCACCACCGCAACUCUGAGCCUCUUAGGAGUAAUUGUUAUUUUGGUUGCGAUCGUGUACUUCAUGAUGACUUUCCCCACCGCUGCUGGAACCUCUGUUUUAGGAUAUAUGAUUUUGACUGGAUGCUUGUUCAUUUACGCUUCGAAUUUUGCUUUUAUUUUCCAGCCAACUGUGGGUACGUGCGCCGUUCGUCGCUCCCUCAUGGGCAUUGGCUAUGCUAUAGCGUUUUCUGCCAUGCUUGUCAAGGUUCUGCACAGCUGGCGUCUAUCUUCAUACAACGACGAAGAAAAUUACAUAUCGCUUACUCGUCCUGGAGUACUGUUCUUUGUAGCCAUCAGCUUAUCGCUGGUCCAGGUGGUGCUGUGUAGCGCUUGGCUCAUUCUAUACCCACCCGCAGUUGAUCUUCAUGGAAACACUUGGAGGUGCACUCCGUCUGAAUAUUUCGAAUCCGACCUUGUAAUUUCUCUCGUUUAUGUUAUGAUUCUUAUUGCGGCAACGGUUCUAUUUAGCCUGGAAACAUGGCAGCACGAAGAAAAUUCCAAAGAAACGAGAUGGAUUCUUUUGUCUUCUCUCUUGAGCGUUGUCGUCUGGCUCGUGUGGACCAUUGUUGCCACGAAGGCAGAUUUUUAUUUCAGAGACCCGGCAGUGGUGAUAGGAAAUUUAUCCUGCGCAACCAUUAUCGUAUUAUUUUUGUAUGCUAGAAAAUUGUAUCUUGCAAGUCAGCUUUCGAAAGACGUCAGAGACUUGGAACUUCGGUCCCACUUUACCGCAGCGUCUUCCAUUUACAAUGCCUCUCUAGCAGCCCAGAAAAUGGGCACGGAUCCAACAAUGGUCACCGUACAGCAGAUAGACCCUAGCUUGGAUCAAUUCGACAACGACGAAUAUGACGAUGAAGAAGUCAAUUCAUCUGGCAGACAAUUCGUUGGUGGUCAAGAAGUGAGUUUCAAGAAAGUGACGCUUCCUCCCGACAUGUUGGCCCCUGGACGUAGAUCAAGAUUAUCAAAAUCAUCUUCUCUAGUGAGUCACACAUCUCGACGUCCUCCUCGACCUGUCACUAGAAAUUCCCUUGGACUUUCAUUUUCAAGAGAAAUUCCCGUAGAUUUCAAGUUUAACGAGUACGGCUCGUCUGAGGAAGACUACAUGGCGGACGCCAACAACUCAGAAGAAAGUGCGUCUGGUGAAAGUGCGUCCGAUCUUGACGGAGAUCUGGAGGGGAACGAGUCAGAAUCCAGAGACAACAGAGGGAAUCGUUCUAGUGAUACGGACAGCAGAAGAAGACGUACCUCCAUCCGCAGGAUCGGAUCCCGUCAAAUGCUUGUGUUUCUGAAUGACGGACACAUUGGUGACGUGUCAAGGAUUUAGGAGCGUGUUUCGCUCUACAACCAAUAAACGACAAAAAAAAUUUGCUCUCAAUGCACCUGAUUCUUCAAUUCAACAAACACGGAGGACUAAAUGCGCAAUACAUCGCUAAAUACAUCGCUUCGCUCGCUACAGGGAACAUUUUUGAAAUUUGAUUGCUUAAUUAGGAUGAGAAUCCGGCACCUCUCAGGUUGUCAGUAUACAGUUUUUUGUGAAUUCGAGAACAAUUAAAAGUUAUGAAAAAGUUAUUUUAAAAUAUAAUUACCAUUAUUAUAAGAAUUCGAAGGGAUUUCAAAUGUUGUAUUCACGCAUUAGCUGUUUUGAUAGGCUUAAUUUAUUAAUUAAUUAUUAUUCCGAAACUUCACUUAUCUUUUUUUCGAAGUUGAUAAAUGUUAUAGGCAUCAGCUGCUUUAUUCAUUCAUAAGAAUCAUUCGAUACAGUACAAUGACGCACGAAUUCACUUAUUCCGCCCACAAUCAAUAAUCUUAAACUUGGAUCGUACACUGAAAUUGCUGAUAUUUCAGCUUAGUAUUCUCAGGAAUAAAAAUGUCGUUAGGUUUGGUUUGUUAUGAAACUCCUGCGUUGAGAUAGAAUAUGCAUAAUACGAGUUUUACUGAUAGCGUUUGUUGAGGCUGGAGGUGGUACACUCAACAGAGCAGCUAAAGGGGCAUUCGAAUAUUUUGUAUAUAACUUUAUUUAACUUUAGUCGCUUUUAGAUUUAUUAACGAAUCAUAUUGAUUGAAAGCUAUAUUAAAAGUUUCAGUUUCUAAUAUCUUCAGUUUAUUAUUCUCAUUUAUUCUGUUCUAGUAACAAAAGGACAUGGGUAAAAAACGUAAAUUUCCCAGAUAUUUUUAAAACAACCGACUCAUGUCCGAAAUUGAUUUUGCCCAUUAAAUCUGGCGAAAUACAUUUUUGUCUAUUAUUGUUUGCUUGUCAAUGUUAAAGGUUAUUAAGACUUUAAUAGUGUUUUUAAUUUUAGCCGCUGAAACCUGAUUAAAAUAAGGUACCAUUUAAAGUCGCCAGAAAUUGCCAAGCAAUGAUUUUGGGCGAAAAUGUUUAGUUAUCAACUUUUUUAUUGCGAAGUUUACAAUGCACAAAAAUUUCCAUAGUUGUAUUGCCAUGAUGUUAUUUUUCUUGCUGUUUUUACUAGAUAUCAAAAUGAUGAAAAGUAAAAAAAACGCUUUAGCAAAUAAACAACCCAUUGGAAUAAAAAAAACUGAAACGAUUUUCUGAGAGGAUUAGGUGUUUAAAGAUAAUGCAUACAUGGAAAUGUUGAUUAUUUUAAAAAUACUAUUUUGGGCUUACUAUAUUAAAAGAGUCUGAGUUACGAUCUUAGUCUACUUCAGGAGUUGAAACAUGGCUGCAUGGCUAAAAUAUGUUGAUUAUGCUCCCUUCACAUCAUUGCUCCCCACUCAUCAUUUAGUAAGCUUGAAUGUUGGCUCAUAAUU
This is a messenger RNA of Hyalella azteca, 11855 nucleotides long. RefSeq lists its product as uncharacterized. The record is from RefSeq and is a predicted model, not a curated record. Gene Ontology annotation, cellular component: membrane. Gene Ontology annotation, molecular function: group II metabotropic glutamate receptor activity. The coding region runs from base 1 to 10410 and encodes 3469 amino acids. Gene Ontology annotation, biological process: G protein-coupled glutamate receptor signaling pathway; regulation of synaptic transmission, glutamatergic. NCBI's taxonomy places the organism in Eukaryota, Metazoa, Arthropoda, Malacostraca, Amphipoda, Hyalellidae. The transcript has 32 exons.